AUGAUCGAUGACAAAUACUUCGAUGUCUUUAACGACAAGUCGACACUGCAAGCCAUUGCCGUUCCGGAGAGGCUCGAGCGAAGAACAACAGUAACAGACAGGAUCGAUAGGAACGGGACCCGCCACGAGGCAGUUGUUCCCGUCGGAGCUGCAUACACGCUUCUGCCAAAGCAAUUCUGCAAGCCAGCUGCAAAGAACUAUUUGUUUGAGCUCGACGACUUCCAGAAGAUUUCUGUGUGCAGCCUCGAGAGAGAUGAAAGCGUCCUUGUGAGCGCCCACACAAGCUCUGGAAAGACUGUUGUUGCAGAGUAUGCCAUUGCAAUGUCGCUGAGGAGCAACCAGAGGGUUGUGUACACGUCUCCCAUCAAGGCCCUGUCCAACCAGAAGUACAGAGAGCUUCUUUCCGAGUUCAGCGACGUGGGGCUGAUGACAGGGGAUGUCACCAUCAACCCCACGGCAUCCUGCCUCGUGAUGACCACGGAGAUUCUCCGGAACAUGCUCUAUAGAGGGGGCGAGGUCGUGCGUGAAAUCCACUGGAUCAUCUUUGACGAGAUCCACUACAUGAGGGACAAGGAAAGAGGGGUUGUGUGGGAGGAGACGAUCAUACUGCUCCCAAAGCAUGUUAGGAUGGUGUUUCUCAGUGCAACAAUUCCAAAUGCACUGGAGUUUGCAGAAUGGAUAUCCCACAUCCAGAGCCAGGUUGUCCAUGUUGUGUACACCGAGAAGAGGGUGACGCCGCUAGUCCACUACUUCCGUAGCAACAAGCUGUACAAGAUCAAGGAUGCGAAGUUCCACAAAUCGAACUUUCUGUCUGCAAUGCGAUCUAUCCGGAAGAGGAAUGUUGGGCCUCGGGAGGUGGGAGAGGCGAUUGGGGAUGCAUCUCUUCCUGUUGUUGUCUUUUCGUUCAAAAGAAAGGAUUGUGAAAGAUUUGCAAUGAAGCUUGACGGGAGAUACCUGACAGACGAGGAGGCAAGGACGGUGCAGACAAUCUUCACCAAUGCGAUUAUGUCUCUUAGGAAGGAGGACAGGGAGAUUCCGAUUAUCCAGAACAUCCUUCCUCUUCUUAUGAGGGGGAUUGGAAUCCAUCACUCUGGGCUUCUGCCCAUCAUCAAGGAGGUUGUUGAGAUACUGUUUCAGGAGGGGCUGCUCAAGGUUUUGUUUGCAACAGAGACGUUUUCCAUUGGGCUGAACAUGCCUGCAAAGUCUGUUGUGUUUACUGCACUGAAGAAGUUUGAUGGAGAGGCCAUGAGGCUGGUGAGCUCUGGAGAGUACAUCCAGAUGAGCGGCAGGGCGGGACGGAGGGGGAUAGACAGCAUGGGGAUUGUCAUAAGCAUAAUCUCCGAGCCCAUCACCUACAAGGAGGCCAGCAGGCUUUUCUCUGCAUCCUCCGACAAUCUUGUGAGUGCAUUCCGGCUAACAUACAACAUGCUGUUGAAUCUGAUGAGGGUUGAGGGCCUUGAUCCUUUGUACCUGAUCAGCAGAAGCUUCCACCACUUCCAGUCGUACAAGAAGGCCCUUGCGGAGGAGGAGACCUUGCACUUGAUGUACCGUCGACUAGAGGACAUCGAGCCCAACGAGACUGCAUGUCUGUAUCGGAAGAGAGAGGAAAAGAAGGUUGAAAGGGGUAAGAGGCUAGUGGAGGCGUUUGGCAAGUACCUGAAGAAGGGGAGGGUGGUUGAUCUGUUCAUACCGAGGAAUGGGCCGUCAAUCACAAUCCGGAACGCAAUAGUCAGUAAGGCUAGGGAGAAGGUCCAGUGCAUGGUUGGGACCGAGGAGGGUGUGUACAUGUGUAGCUUUCCCCUGCACUACAUCGACUGUGUAUAUGACAUCAGGGUGAAGCUUGAUGUUCGGGUGUUUACGAAGAGCUUUGAGAAGAUUGCAGUUAGGGAUGAGCUUGAUGAGGAGAUAGAAGAGAUAGAGGGGAAGAUACUGUCGAUGGAUCCGGAGUGGAGCUUCGACUUCUGUGUACUGUGUGGAAAGUCCUCUGUGGGAUGCCUGGUUUCGUGCAGUAGGGAGCUUAUUGACUCUGAAGCAGUUAUAGUCCAGAUGCCCGAAAAUACAAAGAGGUAUGGAGAGAGUCUUGAGGCCGCCAGAUAUCCGUCUACAGAAAUGAAGAGCAAUAUGGAUGGGGCAAGGGCGUUCUUUGUGAACGAGACACUGAGGCAAAGAUAUCUGGAGAAGCUUCUGGAGCUGAACAGUCUCAAGGAAAUCUACCACAUGAGGGAGUGCAAGAAGAUGAUUGAGGUUCUAAAGAAACUUGAGUACUGCGACGACACAACUGUGCUUAUCAAGGGGAGAAUGGCAUGCGAGAUUUCGUCUGGCGAUGAGCUAGUGCUAACAGAGAUGAUAUUCAACGGGGACUUUGCAGGGAUUCCAGUGGAGCAUUUCGUUCCCUUGCUUUCAUGCAUUGUGUUUGAGGAGUGGGACUCGGACAGCUUUGUUCUGAGCGAUGAGAACAAGCUCUACUAUAGGCUGCUAUCCGACUCUGUGGAGAAGGUGUGCAAGGUCUUGAAGUCGUGCGGGAUCGAGAUAGACCCUGCAGCAUACCUCAAGAGAUUCUCCUACGAGCUGAUGGAUGUUGUCAGGAUGUGGGUCUGUGGAUGCACAUUUAUCAGCAUCUGCAGCAAAACAAGCAUCUUCGAGGGCAGCAUCAUCAGGACAUUUAAGCGGCUCGAGGAGCUACUCAGGCAGCUAAGUAGUGCAGCCAGAGUCAUAGGAAACACUGAACUGGAGAAUAUGUUUGCUCUGGGGAUAGUGAAGAUCAAAAGAGACAUAGUCUUUGCCAACUCUCUCUACAUCUAA
Encephalitozoon cuniculi GB-M1 is the source of this 2802-nucleotide messenger RNA. RefSeq lists its product as uncharacterized. Gene Ontology annotation, molecular function: ATP binding; RNA binding; RNA helicase activity. Gene Ontology annotation, cellular component: nucleus. The record is from RefSeq and is marked provisional. Gene Ontology annotation, biological process: maturation of 5.8S rRNA; RNA catabolic process. The transcript has a single exon. Lineage: Eukaryota; Fungi; Microsporidia; Unikaryonidae. The coding region runs from base 1 to 2802 and encodes 933 amino acids.